Messenger RNA from Stomoxys calcitrans (stable fly), 1147 nucleotides. RefSeq names its product myb-like protein I. Gene Ontology annotation, cellular component: nucleus. Lineage: Eukaryota; Metazoa; Arthropoda; Insecta; Diptera; Muscidae. Gene Ontology annotation, molecular function: zinc ion binding. The coding region runs from base 638 to 1147 and encodes 169 amino acids. The record is from RefSeq and is a predicted model, not a curated record. The transcript is spliced from 4 exons.
AUUCAUGGCAACCAAAUGUCAGUAUUGUAUGUCCCAUUGCCCAUUGCAUGCAUGGGUCGCAGCGCGUUGAUUUGUGACGGUUCACUUUCUCGUUUUGUUGUAAAAAAAAGAAGAAAACAGAUCCAAUUCGGCUUCAAGUUGGACAUCCAAAUAUGUGCCACUCUCCAAUUAGAUACACAUGGCAUGCAUACAGGAGGGCAAACACAACGACACACUCGCACACCACAAAUCGAUGGUAAAAAGUAACGAAAGAGCAUUGCGGUUUAUGCUUAUUUGAGUGAAAAAUGCAGAAAAACUAACCCAUCAUUCACAUACCUACAACAAAAGUAAAAAUUAACCAAAACAAAAGUGAUCCUAAUAAUGAUGGUGUUGCGUUUGUGGAGAAGUGGUCGACAAUUUGAACUAUUCUCUAGUGUGGAUUUGAAUAUGGUGUAGAUAAUGUGACCCCGUGCAAACUUCAUAUAUGUAUAUACAGAGUAGUUUUAAUUGAAAAAAGAUGUAGCAAGAGACGUUUUUGAAGGCUGCAAGUAAACUGUGAUAAAAAUAACUAACCGCGAUUCCACACUCACACAAACUGUCAUAUACGAGUAUAGAAGUAAAUGCCGGAAAGUAGAAUUCCAAAUUAAAUCGAAUAGUUAUGUUGAAUACCGGUAAUCAACAACAACAACAAGCACAGCAGCAACAACAACAACAACAGCCACAACACCAGACACAGACGCAUCCCCAGCAGCAGCAGCAGCAACAACAAACACAACACAUUAUCAACCAACUUAAUGCCCAGAAUUACGAUGCAAAUUUGAACUUUACAACAUUUGCCGAGCUAUGUCGUCUCUGUUCGGUGCGUAAUGGGUCCUCCAAAAUUCACCUGUUCGAAAAGGAAGCUGAACAACGCAAUCUCAUUUACAAAUUACGCCAGCUAAUGCCGGUAAAUAUCGCCAAAGAAGAUUUUUUGCCCAAAAACAUUUGUGAGCGUUGCGUCCAAAAGGUGGAGAAUCUGUACGACUGGCGCCAAACCAGUUUAUACAACGAGAAUAUUUUAAGGAACUAUGCUGAGUCCAUGCGAGCCGUUACAGCAACAAUAAAUUUAAAGACCGCUCCGGCGGAGUGGGAGUUCGUGGGUUCGAGUCCCACCGGCCUGGUCCUUUGA